AUGGGAAACUCAGAAUCUGUACCUAGAGAGAGACCGCAGCAGCAGAGGUCGUCGAAGCUGGACCUGCUGGCUUUGCAGGAAAAGUACGAUGCCUUUCGCAUCACCGAGGACCGCGAGACCGACAGUAUGAUUGUUGAGAGAAACACUGCAUACAACGAUGGAGGUAAAGUCAGCUUCUGGAUACUUGUUAUCCACUAUUCACCAGGUCAAGAAACCAUGCGACUAACAAUCAAUGAUCAAACAGAUCAAGUUCGCCCAACACGCCAAACCCACGUCUCGGGCGCCAAAACCGAAGCUCUCAUCCACACCAUCCUCCAAGAUCCAAAGAACCGUCUCGCUCUUUCGGCACUGUCAACAGCAAAUCCGGCCCAAGUGCUCGAAAAGCCAUCAGCCAUUCUCAAAGACACACAGACCUUCAAUGUCGCCAUCCCCUUCGAGGGCUCCCCCGUCACCAACCAGCGCAGCUCGGGCAGAUGUUGGAUCUUCGCCGCCACAAACGUGCUCCGUGUCGCCAUUAUGAAAAAGUACAAUAUCGAAAAGUUUGAGCUCAGUCAGGCGUACCUGUUCUUCUGGGACAAGGUCGAGAAGAGCAAUUUCUUCCUCGAGAACAUCUUGGAGACGGCAGACUUGCCUGUUGAUAAUCGUCUUGUUGCGACGCUGAUGGAUUCGCCGGUGAGUGAUGGUGGACAGUGGUCGAUGAUCCAAAACUUGGUUGAAAAGUAUGGGUUGGUGCCACAGACGCUAUACCCAGAUUCGUUCAAUGCUAAGCACUCAGCCGUCAUGGACCGUCUUCUGACGACCAAGCUCAGAGAAGAUGCUCUGCGUUUGAGAGCACUCAAGAACUCUAGCUCCAGUACUGCAGAAACUUCUGUCGCAGCAGCCAAAGAGCAGAUGAUGCAGGACAUUGUCAGGAUUCUGACACUUACGCUGGGUCGUCCUCCUUCGUCGUACACCAAGUUUACCUGGGAGUUUUACGACAAGACCGACAAGCUCAAGACCGUCAAGAUGUCCCCAAAGGAGUUUGCUAGUAGCUUGAACGAUACCCACGGACUGCGAGCCCUGGGUGGGACUGAUGUCCACAGCUUGUUCAGUCUGGUCAAUGACCCUCGCAAUGAGUUCAACAGACUGCUGACCGUCGACUUUCUCACCAAUGUCUCUGGUGGUAGAUACGUUACCUACGUAAAUGUCGACAAGCCAGUUUGGAAAAAGGGCGCCAUUGAGAUGCUCAAGAAAGGCUGGCCAGUGUUCUUUGGAUCAGACGUGGGCAAGUUCAGCGACUCCGCAUUGGGCAUUAUGGAUCCGGAUCUUGUUGACUACGAGCUCGGCUUCAACGUCAAGUUGGGUAUGUCCAAGGCAGAAAGACUCACAUCUGGUGAGAGUGCGAUGACCCAUGCGAUGGUGUUGACCGCGGUACACCUGUCACCCUCCGGGGAGCCGAUCCGCUGGCGUGUCGAGAACUCCUGGAGCGAGGAUGCUGGAACCGAUGGAUAUUUUGUCAUGUCGGACAAGUGGAUGGACGAGGUAAGUUUGCUUCCAUUCAAUCGUCAAAUCGUAUUUGCUGAUCAAAUGGUCUUACCUUGCAGUNUCUGUUACCAAGUUGUCGUUGAUCCCAGCUGUGUCAGCCAAGAUGUUAGAGAUAUACUCAAGCAGGAUCCAAAGGUGUUGGACUUGUGGGAUCCCAUGGGUGUCCUGGCAUAG
This is a messenger RNA of Aureobasidium uvarum, 1698 nucleotides long. NCBI's taxonomy places the organism in Eukaryota, Fungi, Ascomycota, Dothideomycetes, Dothideales, Saccotheciaceae. The record is from the annotation of a GenBank genome assembly.